Physcomitrium patens is the source of this 6438-nucleotide messenger RNA. RefSeq lists its product as uncharacterized. The record is from RefSeq and is a predicted model, not a curated record. Lineage: Eukaryota; Viridiplantae; Streptophyta; Bryopsida; Funariales; Funariaceae.
UACCAUUGCGACAGGGGGUUGCAGCGGGUGGAGUGUCACGUUCUAAUGGGAUUGAGAAUGGGUUUUCGGAAAUUUUGAAGAGGUAACAUGAUCAGAUGACCGUGAUGGGUGUGAAUGAGUAUUCAUGUGGGGGUGUAGAUGCGAGCAGCUGAGCUGUUGUUGGUUUCAUGCUCGAUUGUCGAGAAUGUGUCGAACCAGUCUGGCCCCCUCCCAUCGCCGCGGUUCUCUACCAGGACGGCAAUCUAUAUUUGAGCCACUAUUAGGGUGCCGCUAGCCUACUGUAGAAUUUCUGAUAAACACUGAAACCUGUUCAGUCAAUCGUUGAGUUGUAGAGGUUGGGUUGGGCUGGACUGCGAGGUCGCGCCUUCACUGUGGCUCUGCAAGUUCGUGCAACAGUCCGAUGAUGAUUUAAGGAAGCUGUGGAUCUAAAUUCACUGCGCAAACGGGUAUUGAGAUUUACAAAGUGUCAUGUUCUUUUUGUUGGAGUGAAUGGGGGCGUGCCCUUGCUACAUGUAGUGUUUCGAUUCAUUCAAGGUGCGAUGAACGCAGAACUAUUGGCGUGUGCCUAAGUCUUGUCUCGAUGAAAGAGAGCUCGAGACCGAGGAGGCACCCAAGGCGUCCAGUGAAAGUAGCUUGAUCGGAGCGGUUUGCCGGCGAUCAAGGUGUGGUAUUUUGUGGAUAUUCUGAAGGAUUUUUUGUGGAGAAGGUGUUAGUGGAGCGUUUUCUUAUCAAUUUCAGUUGGAAGGUGGGUCCGAAAAGUUAGAUUGUGUACUCCGACAUGCAACAGAUGAAACAAAGACUAAGUCGAGGUUCUUCCGUAACGAGCUAAAGUACUUUCCAAUUAACAGGUAGGGGCUUGCGCUGGCGGCCGGCAACAGUGUGCUAUUGGAAUUAGCAAGCUCCAGAAAGAGCGCGCCAAUUUUAAGGUUGCAGUACUCUUGCGACAAUACUAGGUUCGUCUGGUAGAGGAUCAGACUACCACCUUGGGUUUUGGGAAAUGAGCGACUACAGGAGGGGAUGUGAGAGGAGCCCAAGGAACUGAGAGAGGAUAACGCUUUGGGAUUUUGCACGAUCAGUGGAGAUAGUCGGCCAUGGCACAAAAAACGAUGUGUCUUGCGUUUCUAAUCCUUGGUUAACUCCUGCAGUUCAACAGUCCGCCUUUCUGCAUCGUUGAGCCGCAAUCGGUAGUCGCAGGUUGGUAUUCAAGCAGUGGCUGCCCACGAAGAAUACUACCUGGGAAGUUCAAUAGAUAGUUUGCUGAUUGGAAUUGUAGAUCACAAAUUUUCGAUUACAUUUUCGGAAUCGGCUCCUAAGGUACCCCGCAUGAUACUUGCAGGUGCAUGUACUUUUAGUCUGACAAUGAACUAGCAGAAAGUCAAUGCUUUGUUGGAGCUCCAGUUGCCAUCGAUGGCAUUCUUUGGUGGAAUAAAUGACAUAUCAAAAAUGCUUACAUAGUCAGAAGGUUGGUUGUCCAUUUGGAGCGGUCAAUGAGUGCUCAAUCGAGGGUACUAUGAGGAAAACUGGUCAAAAUGAAGGUCGCAAAUUCGCUACGACUAUGGUCGAAGUGGUUCCUCUUUCUGGAAAUUCUCGCAUCGCUUGCAAUCUUCACCACCUCAGAAAAUAGUCUGAUUCGUCAGCCUGCAUCGCAAAGCAUUUCCUCCAGCUCUAGCGAAGACAGAAAUUCCUGGAGGCCAGAUGUGAAACCCCCUUGGAGGGCGAACGUGAAGCUGAACGGGAACCCCCCACGUUGCGAAGCAUCGCAAAUGAGAUACGACCCCGAGUGUUAUUCGAAACUGGCCAAUCAGUCAGUUGGUUGCGAGUCUGAUCUCGGGGGAGUGGGCUCACUGGACUCGUUUUGUAGGUUGCGAUCUUCCGUCGUCCUUGGAACGACAUCUUUGAUUGUCGGAGCGGGAACACUUGAAAUCGAUCACCAUGUGAGUCUUGCCUGUCCAACGGCAGGAUGCGAAAUCGUUGUGUUACUGUCUGGAAAUCUUAUUUUGGGUCCAGAUUCUUCAAUCAGCGGAGGCAGCUUGACGAUACAAGCUGAGAAUGUUACAGUACUAGAUAGGUCUUCUAUCACAAGCACAGCGUCAGCUGGAGACCCCCCAAUUGGCACUAGCGGUACCCCCUCGAAUACUGAAGGUGCAGGCGGUGGCCAUGGAGGCCGCGGGGCGUCCUGCGAGAGGAGCGAAGACAAAGAUCAACGCGACACUUGGGGCGGGGAUACGUACUCGUGGGAAACACUAACCGCACCGUGGAGCCAUGGCAGCCGGGGCGGCACCACGGAGGAAAGGGACCUGGACCUCGGCGGCGCUGGAGGAGGUCGCAUUGCGAUCACUACUGUAGAAUUGAACCUCAACGGUGUCAUUGAGGCUAACGGCGGUUCCGUUGGAUUACACGGCGGUGGUGGCUCCGGCGGCAGUAUCAUUAUCAGUGCUCGAAACAUUGAUGGGAAAGAUGGGACGAUCUCCGCUUCAGGAGGUUCAGGGCGGGGGGGCGGCGGCGGCGGCCGUGUGGCUGUCCUCUACGAGCGUUUGCAUGGUGUUGACAUUUUCUCCAACGGUGGUGACAGUUUAGCCUGUCCACAAAAUGCUGGUUCUGCAGGCACCCACUUCGACGUAAAGACUCAAUCUCUGAUAAUCUCGAACAACAAUAAGAAAAGUCGGACUGAUACUGUGCUCUAUUCCUUUCCCGUUCGACCUCUCUGGUCGAGCGUCGUUCUUAAAGAAUCGGCCAGAGUUGGAGUUCCUAUGCAGUGGAGUCGGAUUCAGGUGGCAGGAGCAGUGAGGCUAAUGUCGAAUAGUUUGCUCAACUUUGGCACCCAAUUUUCCAGCUCGGAGUUGGAGCUGAUAUCGGGCGACUUUGUUAUGGACAACUCAACCUUGUUGGUGUAUGGAGCAUUGCGAUUGACUGCAAACAUGCUCUCAUUAACCAACUCUUUGAUUGAUAUUGUAGCUGCUCUAGAUGAGUUAACAAUUGCGACUUCAGUCGUGGAGGCAAGCAAUUUGGCAUGUAUACGAGGAGGAUCUACAAUUAGAUCAAACGCAAAUUUGGGGGUGCAUGGGCAGGGUCUCCUGGAAUUACAGGGUGCUAGAGAUUCUAUCAUGGCACAACGUCUGUUCAUCUCCUUGUUCUUCAACGUCAUUAUUGGACCGGGCGCCAGUUUGCGGGCGCCACUAGAAAAUGAUUCUUCCAUUCAAGCCCGGAUUACGAGCAUGUACUGUAAUGAGCCUUUUUGUCCAACUGAGGUGCUAAGCCCUUCCGAGGAUUGCACCUUAAACGUGUUAUCGCCAUUCACUCUCCAGAUUUGUCGAGUUGAAGAUGUGAGUAUUUAUGGCGAGGUAUCAGGGAGUGUUGUGCACAUACAGCGAGCUCGUAAUAUCGCCGUGAACCGUGAGGGCGUCCUCACCGCGUCAGGCUUAGGAUGCGUGGAGGGUUUAGGAGUAGGCAAUGUACGCCAAGGAGGCGCUGGAGGUGGGGGAGGACAUGGGAGUAAUGGGGGUUCCGGAGUCCUGGAUGGGAUGAAAUCAGAGGGAGGAGCUAGCUAUGGCAACAAGGAGAUGCCCUGUGAGCUUGGUAGUGGUGGUGGGAAUCCCGGCGCUGGUAGCUCAACUGCUGGCGGUGGACUUAUAGUUGUAGGGUCAAUGGAGCACCCUGUUUCAAUGCUGGAUGUCUGCGGAGUGGUGGCUGCCGAUGGAGAGAGCUCCACACGCGCUGAUCCCGUGGAAGCCCAACUGGGAGGAGGACCUGGGGGCGGAUCAGGCGGAAGUCUUUUGCUGUUCCUGCAAACCAUGACUUUACGAAACGGGUCAAUUCUAUCGACUGCCGGCGGGCAGGGUGGUGCAGUAGGUGGUGGGGGAGGCGCUGGAGGACGAAUCCACUUUCACUGGGCUGAUAUUCCCACGGGAGAGGACUACGUGCCGAUUGCUACUGUCGAAGGACUUAUUGUUACCGGCGGAGGUGAGGGCAGCAAUGAUGGCCUCAAAGGUGGCGACAGCAACGUCAGUGGGAAGCAGUGUCCUCGUGGUCUGUAUGGCCUUUAUUGUGUGGAAUGCCCUGUCGGAACAUAUAAAAAUGAGACGGGCUCCUCACGUGAGCUCUGCCGGGAGUGCCCUCCUUUGCCCCCUCGUGCUGAACAUGUUUACGUCCGUGGUGGUGCUUCGAAACCAACUUGCCCUUACCAAUGCAUCUCGGAGAAGUACCGGACGCCUCACUGUUACACUAUGCUGGAGGACCUGAUCUACACACUCGGAGGCCCUUACCUGUUCAUCCUCUUCCUGUCCUCCGUGAUGGUCAUUCUGGCUCUUAUGUUGAGCGUAGCGCGUAUGAAACUAGUUGGCAACGACGACUACUCUCGUACCACUGUAACCCCUCGAGGACUCCACGUUGAACAAUCUUUCCCUUUCCUGGAGUCUUUGAAUGAGGUCCUUGAAACCACUCGUGUUGAGGAGUCGCAGCGUCAUGUUCACCGAGUGUACUUCAUGGGGUGCAAUUCAUUCAACGAACCGUGGCAUCUGCCGCACUCUCCUCCAGACCAGAUUGCCGAUUUUGUAUAUGAGGAUGCCUUCAACAGGUUUGUGGAUGAGGUGAAUGGCUUGGCAGCGUAUCAAUGGUGGGAGGGCUCAGUGCACAGUAUUUUAACACUAUUAGCCUACCCGUUCGCCUGGUCGUGGCAGCAAUGGCGUCGCCGGGAGAAGUUGCAGCGGCUGCAGGAAUUUGUACACUCUGAAUACGAUCACGUCUGUCUGCGUUCUUGCCGUUCCCGAGCACUCUACGAAGGGUUGAAGAUGGCAGCCGGACCAGAUCUGAUACUGGCUUAUAUCGAUGUCUUUCUCGGAGGGGAUGAGAAGAAGUUAGCGCCAACACUACAUGAACGGUUGCCAAUGCUGAUGAUAUUUGGCGGCAAUGGGAGUUACCUGUCUGCUUACAACUUUCAUAGCGACAAUCUCCUCACUAAUCUUAUGUCUCAAGCAGUUCCAGCAACCACGUGGUACAGAUUAGCAGCGGGAUUGAACGCACAGCUGAGGACUGUCAGGAAGGGCUCCCUUCGCACCAAUCUGUUCCCAGUCAUCAGUUGGGUCGAAUCGCACGUCAAUCCUUGGCUUUUUGAGCAUGGUUUACGCAUUGACUUGGCUUGGUGUCAAGCCACAGCGUCAGGUUACUACCAACUAGGCAUACUUUUGAGCGAACCCGGUGAUAUUCCGCAAUAUGUCCUGCCUGCCUCACUGCUGAACGUGCCUCCGCGAUCUCCAGGAAGUAUAAGUGCAGGGAGCUUGGGAUGUGUUGAGGAGGGUACGACCAGGCGAACCCAAAGCUGGCAUCAGGGCCGCAGCUAUUCCUUGUUGAGGUAUAGACAACGAAUUGGCGGUUCAACAUUAGACGCUGUAUCGGUGAAAUCACUGGAGGAUCGACAUCACGCGAUGUUUCCGCUGUCGUUCCUCCUCAGGAACACUCGCCCAAUCGGCCAGCAGGCAUCUGUCGGCUUAGCCAUGUCCUUGUUGAUUCUCCUUGAUCUGAGCUUGACUCUUCUCAUGUUGCUGCAAUUCUACUCCGUCAGCGUCGAAGCCGUCCUCCUCAUUCUGUUGUCCCUGCCACUGUCAUCCGUUCUACCCUGCGCUGCUGGUUUGAACGCCUUGUUCAGCCAUGGCUCCAAAAGAUCGGCAGGGCUAGCACGUGUUUUUGCCCUUUGGAACGUCGCCUCUCUUGUAAACGUGCUGAUGGCACUGGCGAUCGGGUUCCUCCAUUACAACGUUGCGCUAAAUCUUCACUCAAAGCACAUACCACGCAGAUACAUCAAUUCAGAGAAAGACACAUGGUGGGUGCUACCGGCUCUUCUUCUGAUAGUGAAGUGUGUCCAAGCACGGACCAUCGAUCUGCACGUCGCCAACCUCGAGGUCCAGGACCGUUCAUUGUAUUCAAGUGACCCCUUGAAAUUCUGGGAGCCUUGAUCGACACUGGACACGCACACAUACAACCAAACAUUAGCUUUACAAAAACAGUAGCCAAAAGAUGGAAGAGGAUUUUGCACCCAGGCCAUCUUGUACACGGCAAAGAUUUUCUCAGCUCACCUGACAGCCACCACCAUGACCUCACAUGGCGGUCCUUCAAAAGAUCUAUCACUUGUAAAGAGCCUGGUUUCUUACUGGGUCUGUUUUUUUGUCGCCGAAACACUGCAACCCAAGUUGCCGUUUCGAUUGGUGAGCAAAUUUCUUUUAAGGUUUAAAAACAUGGAACUCAUGAGAUGCUCACACAGGUUUCGUCACAGGUAGCCAUUGAUUUAGGCCCAUUCGUUUCUCUCCAUGAUCUUAAACAAGCAACGAUUAGUGGGCUUAUGAGAUAUCUGGUGUCGGUAUAGCGUCAUUUUGAAGACUAAUUUGUAAGGUUAUAUCAAAAUCUCUAUUCCAGAAAAGGUAUUGCCUCUCGAUGCUUGUAAUAUUA